Messenger RNA from Gamsiella multidivaricata, 2352 nucleotides. RefSeq lists its product as uncharacterized. The transcript is spliced from 2 exons. Lineage: Eukaryota; Fungi; Mortierellomycota; Mortierellomycetes; Mortierellales; Mortierellaceae. The coding region runs from base 315 to 2273 and encodes 652 amino acids. The record is from RefSeq and is a predicted model, not a curated record.
CUUCAUCCCCUCAUGGACAACAAACAGACCCAUCAUCUGUCAAUGGAUUGUCAGUAUCGUUGCGGAGAAAAAGAGAACGAGAGAGGGAAGGUGAGAGGGAAAGGGAAAGGGGAAGGGAGGGAGGGAGGAUGACCCGUUCGUUCAUCUACAGGCGUUUUACGCGGGAGAGGAGGGGGAUACAGGGAAGGAGAACAGGGUUGAUCAAUAUUUCGACAGAUGAUGCUGACUGGACACGCCACUAAUCAUGGAACUCAAUCGAUCAUGUUCUUUUUGCCCCUCCUUCCAUGCAUGGCAAUCCAAACUAGACGCUCGAAAUGCUGGACGACGACGUUUCCGCCUUUGCAAAACGGGACAAAAUCCCUCAGGCCCGAAACGAUUUGCAGAUGCAUAUCCCAAGGACAAGAAGGGCCACAGGAGAGAGCAUGAGUCGUCCUAACUCAAGCAAAAGUAAAGCUACAACUGGAACAGCAACAGAAGCAAACUUUUCCACUUCAGCCCCACGGCCGAUCCCCAAAAGCAACAAUAGCAAGAAGAAUUUGCAGUCCAGCGCAAUGUCUUCAUCAUACACAUUUGACGAGAGCAUCGACAAUCCAUUCUUGCCGUCUACACCUCCAAUGUUCACGCCUUCAAUGGAACGGAGUGGAUUCUUCAAGCCGAAUUCAUCUGAGGAAGGCACCGUCCCUGCUUCGACAGCAGACAAACCAAUCUCGUCCAAGGAAAGAACCGCUCGCGCCCGCAUGGCGAGCCAACAGACCUCUUCCAAAGAAAUCACUACCUCCGCCCCCACACCUAAAUCCUCCACGCAGCCACCAGCGACACACAAUGAGGCGACGCCCAAUACCCACAUACCCAAGUUUGAGAACCCCUUCAGUAUCACAACAAGAUCCCGUAAUGGAUCCUUGAGUGGAAUCCCUGGGUUGCCUGGACCCAGACAUGAGGAUAUGAUCUUACCGGCAGUCGCACGGCGUAUCAAGGAGCAGGGUUUGUUCGACCAUGAUGUGAUUGCAUACAGCGAUGAUUAUAAUGCACCGCUCUACAAGCUUCCGACGUCACCAGCUACGCAGGGCAACCCAUUUGCUAGCUACGACCGCGCAAAGGCAGCAUCGAGUACGAGUCUUGGUCAUCCAUUGUCUCAAUCGGAGUCAUUGUCACCUGCCAAGGAGAGCGGCUCAAUGGAGACAGAGUUACCGCCCAGCCCGCCCGUGCCUGACGUGUACGAUUCACGACCGCGCAAACAGCCAGAAACAGAGGCAGACCAAACGGUACCUGAAGCCAGGUCGACGAAACAGUCUCGACAGCAGGCUGAGCCAGAGACUCAGUCCAGGCUUACUGAGCCAAAGAAUGAUGUUACUCGACCUGAGAGACCACGCCGUACAAGACGGGACACGAAUCAUCAGACGCAGCAAGAGAACGCUGUUUCUGCCGAGGAUCACCGGACACGGCGCACUCCGCGUCCGAUGAUGCCUGAAUCUGAUCAGCACAGCCAGGGCUCCAAUCAAUCGUCGCCAACACACUACCAAGACCAGAAUGGCAUGAAACAGGGCUCCAACCAGUCCUCAUCCAGCCACUAUCAGGAUCAGUAUGAUGGGGAGAAUGGUUGGAAUGAUGCAUAUUCUCGACAACAGCAACAGCAACAACAGCAGUCGUACAGAUCUGACGCAAGGGACCGCCGUUACCAGAAUAAUGAGUAUGGAAGACAGGAGCAGUCCAAUGUCAACGAUGGCAGUUAUCAGAAACAGCAACAUGGUUCGCCGCAAAUGGGAGACAGAUAUGAAGGUCGUAGGCAAAAGCAGACACAGGGAGAUUACCCACAAAACGACGGAUAUAACCGCACCCGAAGGCAGGAGGGACACGAAUAUCACCAAGAUUCAUACAAUGGUCGUCAGGGUGGAUACAACUCUCAGCCGAUUGGAUACCAUACUCAGAAUGGCGACUAUAAUGGACAGCAGGGCCGAUAUGAUACCCAGCAGGACCAUUACAAUGGUCAACAAAGCGGUUAUAAUGGUCAACAGAAUGGAUACGAUGCUCAAUAUGGCAACCACGAUGCUCGAUAUGGAGACAACAACAACUAUAGUCGUGGCGCCUCUGCUCCAGGACAUGACAAAGCCAACGUUCAGCGCCUGCAGCAAAGACCCGACAUGGCGCAGAUGGAGAUGUUGGAGGUCAAUGCUGGUUCAAGGGAAGGUGGCGCUGCGGAUGAGGUUGCCAAGAUUGAUCCCAAGGACAUGGAGCAGAUGAAGAAGAAGGGGUCUGUCUGUUGUACUAUCAUGUAACAACUUUUUUUUUUUCAUCUACCUUGCGCUUUUACCUGCAUUCAUGCCGCCACCACUCUACCACUCUCACUCAUUCUGG